AUGCGCGAGUUCAUGAGCUACGUCCAGAGCGCGUUCUAUGAGGCGACUGGCUGGAACCGCGACAACUCGUACUCGUCGCUCAACGCAACCGCAGAUUCACUCCUCAAAUUCCCGACGCCGCAAGGCCUACGCCUCACGCUCUCCUCCCUCGCGACCCCUCACUUCGCGACCUCGUAUCAGCUUGGCUCCGUAGGCGUCGUCGACGGCUCCAUCUCCUACUUGUACUCGUCUGUGCCCCUCCGCGCGCAUCUCACCCCGCAAUCCAAUGCCAUCCCAUUGCCGGCGCUGCUGCGCUCCUAUCGCCCGCUCGCCGAUCUUCCGCCCCGGCCCGAUAAGAGAACAUAUCCCCUGCUCAGCCCAGCUGCUGCCUCGCUGCUGUACGGCCGCCUCUACCUCCCGGAGUCGAUGCUCGAAGCGCUCGUUGUCAAGCGGAUCUCUCCGGCGCUGCAGCUCCAGGUCAGCGCUGUGUCGGGCAAGUUCUUGCGCAACGGCGGUACGCUUCUCGGACUGGCCCAAUACGAUGUUGGCAGGUACGCCAUUGAGGGUCUCGGAUCGUCAGACGGUGGGCUACUGGGAUUUCGAGGUGUCUACAACUUUGGCGGGGAUGCGGAAAAUAACCAGCCGUCUCAGUCACGGUCGACCGGCCGGCUGAAUGGGAAGCCGAUCGGGCUCAGCGACGAGACAAAGGAGCGCAUCUACGGGCGUUUCAGCGCCGGCGGAGAGAUAUACUACGGCACAUUGAACAAAUCCGGUGGAAUCAGCUUCGGGGGCCGCUUUGCCACGCUGCCAGAGCAUCGAGGGACGCCUUUAACGGCGACGCUGACGAUCAACCCCCUAAUGGGCAAUAUCAGCGCCAGCUACGCUGUUGUGGCGGGCCAGCACUGCAGCCUCGCGACGCGCAUGGACUUUAACGUGUACAGUUACGAGAGCGACUGGUCCGUGGGCAUGGAGCUGUGGCGCAAGAAUCUGACCCGCAACAUCGAGCCCGCGCUCUCCGCCGAGAACUUUGUCCAAAAAGAGCGGAGCUUCCAGGCGAAGCUGGAAUGGAGGCUGGACGAGCCGGAGGCCCUGCCCAAACCUGUGAAGCCAAUCUCCGAAAAGGAACGGAAAGAGAAGCCGAAGGAGCGCAGCUUUCAGGCCAAGAUGGAAUGGAGACUGGACGACCCUGAUCUGGAUGGGACGGAAUCGGGAGAUGGCGGCACGCCGCAGGCGACGGGCGUGGACGAAUACGGCAGUGUCAUCAAGGCACGGCUGGACCAAAACAUGAAGAUCGGCGUCCUGUGGGAAGGCCGGUUCAAAUCUUUGCUGUUCAGCCUAGGGAGCGCCAUCGACUUGCGCAAGCUUGAUUCGCCGUUCCGCACAGUGGGUGUGGAAAUCCAGUUCUCUUCAUGA
This is a messenger RNA of Colletotrichum graminicola M1.001, 1392 nucleotides long. RefSeq lists its product as uncharacterized. Gene Ontology annotation, biological process: protein insertion into mitochondrial outer membrane; establishment of mitochondrion localization; phospholipid transport. The record is from RefSeq and is a predicted model, not a curated record. The transcript is spliced from 2 exons. Lineage: Eukaryota; Fungi; Ascomycota; Sordariomycetes; Glomerellales; Glomerellaceae. Gene Ontology annotation, cellular component: ERMES complex; SAM complex. Bases 1 to 1392 code for a protein of 463 amino acids.